CGUAGCAGGGGGUGACCACUAUCUGAGCGGGGAUGCCCGGCAUCUGAGACGCUGUCGGUGCUAUCAGUCGCCCUCAUCCCCUCCACAAGUCAGCAUCCAUCUGCCAUCCUCUGCCACAGGAACGCGGGGACAAAAAGCGCGUGCGCGUCUACAUCAAACGCUACCCCACGACACAGGAUUACCGUUGUGGACGUUGUAGACAACAAGAAUGAGAAUGUUGAGCCAGGAGGAGGAGAGUCCUGGAAAUAAGCCCAUGGUCUAUUUCGCGGACCUCUACCACAAAGACCACCCAAAGGAGCGCAUCAUCGAGCGCCUGACAGAGGUCAUCACCAGAAACACCAAAGUCCAGCAACACCAUGUCCUGCUGCUCUCCCCUUCUACCAACGAGCUCAAUAAAGUUUCUCAGAAAACAAACAUCCAAGAUGGCAACGGUAUCACUUAUCAUCGAAUCAUCACUGAAAACAAGAUCCAGGCAUUCUAUGAAGGAAAAGAGUUCCUGGAUGCCAACACUUUGAACCGAAUGGCAAUGGUCUGCGCUUGUGAACAGAGCGGCUUCUGGAAGCAGUUGGGCGAAAUGUUCUUCACCAAGGCAUAUCAGAUGUUUUUCGCUGUGGUCGGGACGGGAAAGAUGGAACUGACUGCGUCCUAUGGUCUAGAAUGUGAGAUAGAGGCUUUUCUUCAAACUUUACCUUCCAUUGGUGACAUCCAGAUUUUGAAGUCUCCUCUCAUCCCGGACGCCAUCUUUAACCACGGAUUCACCACCAGAAAUGGCGGUAUCUCCUCCACUCCCGCCCUCCGCUCGCUCAAUCUCGCCUUUGCCUCUCGCAAACGGGACUCCAUGUUGGUAAUCAACGAGAACCGUCGUCGUCUGGCGGAAGCGGCUGGCUUCAACAACAAGAACAUGCAGUUUCCCAAGGUCGAGCACGGCAACCGAGUAUGGAGUAUCGGCCAGGAUGUACCUGCAGGGUUUGACGCCAUUGUGACUCGCUCAGCAGGGAUCACCAUCGCAGCUCCAGGGGCGGACUGCGUGACCAUCUUGUUUGCGGACCCAGUGCGACGCGUCUGUGGGGCUACCCAUGCUGGAUGGAGAGGAACGCUAAAGGGCAUAACAGUCGCCACUAUCCAAGCCAUGGUGAGAGAUUUCGGGUGUGACGUCGGCGACAUUGUCGUGGCUAUUGGUCCGUGUCUUUCUGCAAGCAAUCUACAGUUCACUCCAGAAGACGCGAAAGGUUUUGCGGACAUUGACCCUUCUCUUGUUCUAUGGAAAGAAGGCGAUCAGAAGGUGUAUGUUGACCUUCUGUCAGCCAAUAAGAUACUUCUUCAGAGAGUUGGAGUAAGGAUAGAGAACAUUGACACAAGUGCCCAUAGAUGCACGUACGACAACCCAGGCGAGUUCUACUCAUACAGAAGGGAUAAGUUCCCUUUCGGUAACCAGAUUGCGUACAUCAAUAUCAGAUAGAGUUGUCUCCCUUGUCAACAUGAGUUAUCUCCCGUGUGACAGGCCGACAAGAAACCUCAGUGGACCACCUAUAGAUAUAAUGUAUUCCCAAAGACUAUCCCACACGGGAACUUACCGGAAACUGGAUUCCAUGAACAAUGCAAAGUGUGUUAUAGGUUUUGAAAUGAUUGAAUAUUCAUACCAUGUACAGAUACACCUUAUUGCAUAUUGUUGAAUUAGGUGAUGGGAUGUAUUGUAUAUGUAACACUGAAUAAUACGUAAUCGCCUUCUGUCAAGAACGCAGUAUUGCGACAGUACAUGGAUAUGGGAAACUGUGAAAUUCAAAUGAAUUUACAUCACUUCCACAUGUGUCCCUUCGAAGUGAGCCAUAACAAUAACAAGUAACUAACAUAACUACUUUCAGUAUACUACUGAAAACAUUUAAGGAUGACCCGGUUAUGUCAUAUUACUAUAGGUAUUCUGUUGUGCCAUAACAUAUAAACGAUAGUAAUAAGAAAAAAUCGGGUGAUCCUUAACUUCGUUAAAGAUCAGAGCGAAAUAUUUUACAGUUGAUUAAUCAGACUUGUUACAAAUUACGUUUUACCUUUUUGUAGAAAAUCUGUAUCGGAUUUAACCUAUCUUUAAAUUACGAUAUCCCCGUUUUAUAUACAUAUAUUUAUUUAUUUGCUUGAGAUAUAGAUAUAAUUUAUUUAUCCACCAUUGCUGUUUAUGGUGUUCUCAUUUACUUGAUAGGUGUAAAGGCAUGGUUCCAAUUAUUUCUGUUAUUUGUAGAUUGUUUAAAUAGACUGAAAAUGACAUGUUAUCCCUUUUGAUUUGGAAACGGUAAUUAUCUUUUUACUUUGCAUAUUAUUCUUUCCUUUUGGUUUGAUUAUAUUGUUUUGACGGAUUUUGUGACUUUUAGGGCGUGAAAUGAGUGUUAUACAACCAGUUUGAAAAUAAAAUAUUUGUUUUCAUAAGCAAA
Haliotis rufescens (red abalone) is the source of this 2420-nucleotide messenger RNA. RefSeq names its product purine nucleoside phosphorylase LACC1-like. Lineage: Eukaryota; Metazoa; Mollusca; Gastropoda; Lepetellida; Haliotidae. The transcript has 2 exons. The record is from RefSeq and is a predicted model, not a curated record. Gene Ontology annotation, molecular function: copper ion binding. The coding region runs from base 209 to 1459 and encodes 416 amino acids.